This is a messenger RNA of Panonychus citri (citrus red mite), 662 nucleotides long. RefSeq names its product FAU ubiquitin-like and ribosomal protein S30 (gene RpS30). The transcript is spliced from 3 exons. The record is from RefSeq and is a predicted model, not a curated record. Gene Ontology annotation, molecular function: structural constituent of ribosome; protein binding. Gene Ontology annotation, cellular component: cytosolic small ribosomal subunit; ribosome. Gene Ontology annotation, biological process: translation. The coding region runs from base 149 to 532 and encodes 127 amino acids. NCBI's taxonomy places the organism in Eukaryota, Metazoa, Arthropoda, Arachnida, Trombidiformes, Tetranychidae.
ACGAUCCCUCAUUUCACUCACUUCCUUUUCCUUUACUCUUGAAUUUAUGUUGAGUUUUUUGCGUUCAACUUGAUUUGAAUUAAAUUUAAUUUGAUUUUGUGUUUAUAUCAAUUUAAUUUACUGUAAUUAAAAGUGAAAUUAGGUGACCAUGCAAAUCUUUAUUCGUGGAGAAAGUACCUUCGCCUUCGAAGGAAAUAAUAUUGAUGAUUUACAGGAACACAUUGCCGAGAUUGAAGGUUUACCUAUUGAGGAUCAAAUUCUCUAUUGUAAUGGUAGAAUUAUUGAUGAUUUCAAUUGGUGUGAAGUAGCUGAUGGUGAUGAAAUUACAGUUGUUGGUAGACUUCUCGGUGGUAAAGUACAUGGAUCUCUUGCUCGUGCUGGUAAAGUUAAAGGUCAAACACCAAAAGUAGAGAAACAAGAGAAAAAGAAGAAAAAGACUGGCCGUGCCAAGCGUCGAAUGUUGUACAAUAAAAGAUUCGUAAAUGUUGUACAAGGAUUUGGUAAAAAGAGAGGACCAAAUGCCAACCAAUAAGGAUUGUUAAUUGUUUAAGAUUGGCUUCCAUGUUCAUUGGCAUUCGCAUACACAAAACAUCAACAAGUUAUAUAAUCUUAUUCAUUUCUAUAUUGAACGUAUAAAUAAAAGCGUUUAAUUGUCACUAAAA